Messenger RNA from Bacidia gigantensis, 1188 nucleotides. RefSeq lists its product as uncharacterized. Gene Ontology annotation, molecular function: 2-methylcitrate synthase activity. The record is from RefSeq and is a predicted model, not a curated record. Gene Ontology annotation, biological process: carbohydrate metabolic process; tricarboxylic acid cycle. The transcript has 2 exons. Bases 1 to 1188 code for a protein of 395 amino acids. Lineage: Eukaryota; Fungi; Ascomycota; Lecanoromycetes; Lecanorales; Ramalinaceae. Gene Ontology annotation, cellular component: mitochondrial matrix.
AUGAUAUGGGAAGGCUCAGUUUUAGACGCUAAUGAAGGCAUACGAUUCCAUGGCCACACAAUACAAGACUGCCAGCGUCUUCUGCCGAAGGGCAAGACAGGUACACAAAUGCUACCCGAAGCGAUGUUCUGGCUUCUCUUGACCGGUCAAGUCCCAAGCGAAUCACAGAUCCGCCAAUUUUCCAACGAGCUGGCCGCAAAGGCCAAGAUUCCGCCACAAGUCAAAAAGCUCAUGACCACCAUUGACCCGAAGACACAUCCAAUGGCGCAGUUUGCGUCUGCGGUAUCCGCACUCAGUAUCGAAAGUAAGUUUGCGAAGGCAUACGAAGAAGGGUUGGACAAAACGAAGUACUGGGAACCGAUAUUCGACGAUUGCAUCUCUCUCAUAGCCAAAUUGCCAACGAUUGCAGCUCAUAUAUACCACAACACCUACAAGGGAUCGGCGGGCGACCGAUUCGAGGCCACGAUAGAUCCUGAGCAGGACUGGUCAUAUAAUUUUGCCGCAAUGCUGGGAAAGGGCGGUCAGGAGAACGAAGGAUUUCAAGAUCUACUGAGACUUUACAUGUCUCUACACGGAGACCAUGAGGGUGGCAAUGUGUCUGCUCACGCAACUCAUCUCGUAGGAAGCGCUUUGAGUGAUCCUUUUUUGAGCUAUUCUGCCGGUCUUCAAGGCUUAGCGGGGCCAUUGCAUGGGCUUGCAGCUCAAGAGGUCCUUCGUUUCGUCCAAGCUAUGAAAGGUAAAAUCAAGGAAGAUUUCAGUGACAAUUCAAUCAGAGACUACCUCUGGUCUCUGCUCAAAUCAGGUCAAGUCAUCCCUGGAUAUGGGCACGCAGUCCUUCGAAAACCUGAUCCCCGUUUUCAAGCCCUAAUGGAUUUUGCAUCUAAUAGGCCAGCGCUCAUGGAUGAUUCUAACGUACUGCUCGUGAAGAGAAUAUCAGAAGUUGCUCCUGGAGUUCUCUUAGAGCAUGGAAAGACAAAAAAUCCGCAUCCUAACGUUGAUUCUGCUUCUGGCGCGCUGUUCUAUCACUUUGACAUCAAGGAGACUCUGUAUUACACUGUCAUCUUUGGCGUUUCUCGAGCACUAGGCCCCUUGGCUCAGUUAAUAUGGGACAGAGCCUUAGGGUUGCCGAUUGAGAGGCCUAAAAGCAUAGACUUGACCGGCUUGCUACGACUGGCUGAAGAGUCGUGA